AUCCCAUACAUUUCACGACUCUUUCCGCACAGGCUCUAAAUUCCAGUUCUUCUCCCCGCGGUGACCCAUCGGUGAGUGAGGUAAUCAAGGCCUCCAGCGCUUCGACCACGGCGGAACCCGUAUUCCUGGUCGCUAAUGAGCGGGAUGGUCUUCGAGGUAUACUAAUGGAGCAGGGAAAUGAUCGUAAUCGGCCUGUGGUUUGAAGGGUCAAUCAACUUUUUAGUGUCACUCGUUGCCAUCGUUACGUUUCCCUGGACAACUCUUAAAACCUUGAUUGUAUUGUACCUAUAAAUUUAAUAUUUACCAUGGUUAAAAAUAAGUCAUUUCUAUAAUGGGCUAUCUAAGCAUGUUAGUAGAAAGUGAUACAACAUUUGUUAAUAUAACAAAAUAAAGUUGAUCCACUGCUAUGCGUCAUCUAGUCACCGAUCUGCGAUGACGCCCACGGCCCGCUGCCCGACCGCCGACCGCGAGCUGCAGACAGGAGCGCGCCGCGUUUAAAAUACAAUUACUGCGAUACUCGACACCUGCCCGUCAACCCUAACCUACAAUUAUACUUGACCUUGAGCAAAUUGGCGGAUUUGUUUGAACAUGUAAUCGAAAUGUAACUACAUUUCAAUGGUUUGAGUGAGUUUGACGUGAUUUUUUGAAGAGUACGGCGCUCUCUUAUGAGGUAGACAAACUGUUUCAAAAAUUGCACAUAUUAAAAUAAUUUAUUAAGAAGAUACUUACAUGUACCUAAUCUAGUUUACCAUUCGCUUCAGUAAAAGUGCAGAUAAACGUCAUUUGACGUGAACUUGCCUUAGUUUUGUGUAUAUCAAGUAUCAAUCAUGACAAAAUCGGGACUGGGUCACGCUACGAGGCAGUUCUUCAUGACGACGACCCUGCACGGCUUCAAGUAUCUCUGUUCGGGAUUCCAUUCAGAUCGUGUAUGCUGGGUGAGCUGGUGCGUGGCGAGCGCGUGCUGCGCGGGGACCCUCUGCGCCGUGCUGUGGGCGCGCUUCCUGGAGGUACCCGCGUUGCUGACGGUCCGCUCGGCCACGUCGGCCCCCGCCCCUCUUCCCGCUGUAGCGGUGUGUUUACCGCCGGCGAGCGCGGCCUUCCUCCUUGUCGGACACUUGUCGGCAGACGAUGCAGUCAUCCGCCGCCUAACCAGCACCUUCUCCAACAUCCUCCAAAACAAAGAGACCAAGCCCGAGAACCUGAUGCUCCUGGAUACUCUCCUCAAGUCUCAUAACGUGACGAUCUUGGACGCUCUGUACCGCAACAUGCCGCCCUGCAGGGAGUUCGCGAAGAAGUGCCGUUGGCAGAAGAAGGAAAUACCGUGUGGGAAGCUGUUCCACAGGGAACUCACCAUGUAUGGAGUAUGUUGCGUAAUAAAGUCUAGCAAGUUGAAGCGGCCGAAGUCGCCGAUGGCGACGCUGGACAGCAACAAGACGUUCCGCAUGGUGCUGCGGUGCUCCAAGCCUAAAGUUUUUUUCGGCUGUGAGUUUUUCAUCAUGUACGAAGGCGAAGAGACAGUGAACACAGUGACCCUCGUCCCGGGCUCCGAGUACACCGCGCAGCUGACCUUCACGUCCGUCCAGGACUCAGACUCCGAGAAGCUGGUCACCGGCUCCUGCGUCUCCAGCGACUCCUACUCCCGCAAGAUGUGCAUGGACACGUGUAUGGAGCGACAUUGUGGCUGUUCCAACCCUCUACGGACUAUAUUUGACGAUGAAUACAACGUCCCUCCGCCCUGCAAGCUGUGGCAACUCGGCUGUCUGCAAAGAACAGAAAAUUCAUCUUGCAACUGUCUGCCCUCGUGCAGAAAAAUCUCAACAGCCUUGUCGCUCGAAAACAACAUCAUGAAGUCGGCGGAGUUCACGUUUGAUCCCAUCUACCAAGGCAUCAACGUGUCGUCGGAGACGGUGAUCAAGCUGCGCGUGCUGGAGGGCGGCUCCAAGAUCUUCACGCGGCAGCCCACUGAGACCUGGUUCACGCUGCUAUCAUCGCUGGGCGGCGUGUUCAACAUGUUCCUCGGCGUGGGGCUGUUCAGCGCGCUGGAGCUGGUGUUCUUCGUCCUGGUGCGGGUGCCGGCGGCUGUGAGGACGGCGCCCGAGAUGCACCUGCCCGUCGCUCACGUGCAGGCCCGGCACUGACGUGUGCCCGUCACUCCCGUCCGCCCGAGAUGAGGCUGCCGGUCACUCACGACAUGUCUGCCACGGAAAAAACUCCUCAAAUAUGAUAUUGAUGCUUCUAGUGAAAAUACUGUAAAUAGUACAUAACAAUACAAUUAAAGUAUUCGGUACGGUAUACCGAAGCGCUCUACAUCCUCAUUUUAAUACCUUGAAUAUAGUCACUGUGGCCAAAA
Molecule: messenger RNA, 2350 nt
Organism: Cydia pomonella (codling moth)
Lineage: Eukaryota; Metazoa; Arthropoda; Insecta; Lepidoptera; Tortricidae
Exons: 9
Coding region: 828-2138 (436 amino acids)
Biological process (GO): sodium ion transmembrane transport
Cellular component (GO): membrane
Molecular function (GO): ligand-gated sodium channel activity
Source: RefSeq, a predicted model, not a curated record